AUGGUUCGAUUAUUACAUGAAAAAGGUGAAUUAGAUGAACAUUGUAUGCCUAAACGACAAAAUCUCGACACACUUGCUAUAACUGAUGAAGAAAUGUUUAAUUGGGUGCACGAUAAAAAGCGACCAGAUAUUAUUGAUAAACAGAUUGCUAUAUGCUCACGUUCACUACAGGAUAAUGACAAUAAUAAUAAUAAUUGCUGGCAUUUGUAUCGAAUAAGGAUGAUAUCGUCGGAUGGUAGUAUAUUUAGAAAAGAACUGGGUUUUAUUGUUCCAUUUCAAAUGCCUAAGUUAUCUCCAUUUAAUAUUUAUGAUACAGAUGAAAUAUACACAAUUGAAGUUAUAUAUGUUGAUGAAAUUGAUUAUAAUACUUAUCAAAGUGAAAUUAAUUCAUUUUGUCCAUUUCUAUUUGAAAAAGUAUUUACUAUUGAUAAAAAUAUUCUAAAAUAUGAUCCACAUCAAUCAUCGUAUAAAAUGUUGCCCUGUUUACUUGAUGAUUGGAAUAGAAUUGAUAUUGUACGAAUGGCUGAAAUGAUUGAACGGGCACAAACAACUGUAAAAGAUAAUUUAGAUUUGAAUGAAAAUGAUGUUUAUAUAUAUUCUGUGCCAAAUUCAAAUGAAAAAGUUUCUCUUAUUCUUGAUACGGAUGCUGAUAAUAAUAUUCCACUAAAAUCAGCUAACAGUUUAGAUCAUAAUGGUGAAACAUAUGUGGACUAUUAUAAACGAAAAUAUGGAUUAAUACUCAAAUAUCCUGAUAUGCCCAUGGCUCGUUUAAAAUAUGCUGCUCGAUUAACAAUGAAUUUUUUACAUUGUGAUCAUGAAAUUAGAAAAAAAACAAAAACAUGUGAUCGUGAAUCAAUGUAUUAUCCAGUUGAAGUAUUAACUUAUGCUGCUUUAAAUAAACAAGAUUUUCAAUUAUUUAAUAAAAUGCCAUCAAUUUUUACACGUAUUACACAAUUAUAUCAUAUUGAACGAUUACGUAAAUAUAUCGGUGAAAAUCUUCAUCAUUAUAAGUUAUCGACUGUAGCUGUUGAAGACAUGUCACCAGUGACGUUUCAAGAUUGUUUAAGAAAUAGUGUUCCUCAUAGCAGUAUAAAUAAUAAUCAUGUUAUAACAACAACACAAACGUUUACACAAACAUGUUUAAAAUUGCCACUUAUUGAUUUGACCUACAAUAAUGUUAUGUCUAUUUCAUUAAUUAAUCAUCAUGAUCAAUUAACACCUCAUAUACUAUUUCAAGCAAUCACACGUCAUUCAACGGGUGAAAAAAUGGAUAUGGAAAAUUUAGAAAUAUUAGGUGAUUGUUUUUUAAAAUUAGCUGUAUCAUUAUCAAAGUAUUAUAAAUAUCCACAAGAAAGUGCCGGAUUUUUAACAAUUAGAAAAACACAUUUUAUUUCAAAUUUAACAUUGUAUCGUCGUAUAACGGAAAAAAAUUUAAAAUCAUAUUUAUAUACACAAAAAAUUGUUUAUCGUGGUAAAGAAGCAAAUUGGUUACCACCGGGUUAUAUUGUGACAAAUGAGAAUGUUGAAGAAUUAAAUAAUAAUAAUAACAAUAUUUAUGAAUUGGGUAACAGAAUGUACCUCAAACAAGUGGUGAAACAAAAAGCAUUUGCCGAUAUGGCUGAAAGUUUAAUUGGUGCAAUAUUAAUAACAAGUGGAUAUAGUUGUGCAAUGAAAUUUAUGGAUUGGUUAGGUUUAGAUGUAUUUCCAAAAGAUGAAAAUGGUACAGUUUCUUUUGUUCAUACAGGGUGGCCCCCAAAACAAACUUAUUCUCUCUGUAUUUAUUGA
Messenger RNA from Didymodactylos carnosus, 1785 nucleotides. NCBI's taxonomy places the organism in Eukaryota, Metazoa, Rotifera, Eurotatoria, Philodinida, Philodinidae. The record is from the annotation of a GenBank genome assembly.